CGGGAAUGAUAGUGUAAUUAAUUAAUAAAUAAUUACUAGAGAACAGUUCCUCUCUUCCAUAUUUUCUGUCCUUUAUAAUAAUUAAUAAUUAUAUACCAGUCCUCUGCAAAAGAAAAGAUUGACAAUUAUAUCUGUGUACCGGUACAUACAUUCAUUGGGGUCCAAAACACCUCAUUUCUCCACUCCCACCAACAAUUAGGCAAAUUAAUAAUCUAUUUCAUUUUUCUUGUUUAUUUUUUUUAACAUAGCAACGAACACUUGAUUCCAAUUAUCUUCUUUCCCCUGCUUCACUCUCUCUGUUUACCUAAUCCCAUUAAAAUAGAAGAAGAAGAAAGCUUACAUGGAUCACUCAUUUUACUACAUAGCCCUAUUUCUCAGCUUCCAUAUUUUUCUUGUCUUUUUCUCCACAGUUGCGUUUGGAGCAACGUUCACAUUUGUGAACAAAUGCCAGUACACAGUUUGGCCCGGUAUACUAGCGAACACCGGUAGCCCUAGACUCGACAGCACUGGAUUCGAGCUCCCCCAAGAUUCCUCCCGGACAUUCGUCGCCCCCGCCGGCUGGUCCGGCCGGUUCUGGGGUCGAACCGGGUGCGCAUUCUCCGGCUCCGAAUCAGUCUCUUGCCAGACGGGAGACUGCGGCUCGGGUCAAGCCGAAUGCAACGGCUCCGGCGCAGCCCCACCCGCGACUCUGGCGGAGUUCACACUCGGCACCGGCGGUUUGGACUUUUACGACGUCAGCCUCGUCGACGGCUACAACCUGCCGAUGAUAGUCGAGGCGUCGGGGGGUUCCGGCAUGUGCGCGUCGACCGGGUGCAUCACGGAUCUGAACCGGGCCUGCCCGUCGGAGCUCCGGGUUGGCGGCGGUGAAGCGUGCAAGAGCGCGUGCGAGGCUUUCGGCAGCCCGGAGUACUGCUGCAGCGGCGCGUUCAGCACACCCGCCGCCUGUCGGCCGUCGGUCUACUCGCAGAUGUUCAAGUCGGCAUGCCCCAGAUCGUACAGCUACGCUUACGACGACCCCACCAGCACUUUCACCUGCGCGUCGGCGGAUUAUACGGUGACGUUUUGCCCCUCCAUGCCCAGUCAGAAAUCAUCAAAAGAUCCAAGCCCGACAGUGACAGCACCAGAAACAACUAAUGCUGAUGGGUCUCUAUCAGGAACAGAACCAAGCAACGGGUCUGGAUCCGAAUUCGGUGUAACGGGUUCCGACCCGAAUUCGAUACCCGGGUCAGGGUCUGAAGCAAUGUUGCCAGAUGGAUCUUGGUUGGCUGGUUUAGCCAUGGGGGAUUCAAUUAGGGUUUACAGCUCACCCACUUUUCAUUCUGUCUUGUUGUUUGCCUCUGCCACCUUUUUUUUAUCUUUUUUUUCUUAGUAUUUUUAAGGUUAUUCAGACAUCGAAAACAAGGCUAUUUCUUCAAGGGGAUGAAAUUUUGGCUUUUAGUUAGGGAACUGUAUUUUUUUUUUUUUUUUUUAUUUUGUUGGUAUUUAAUUUUCCCCUUGAAUUAUGUAUAUAUAUUAAUAUUAUGCUUGUUUCUAUAUUCCUAGUGAAAAACCAAGUGUUCAGUUUUCAUGGUUUUCUUUCCGUUAACUGGUAAAUAUUUUGAGGUAGACAAGAAAGAAAAAGCACGCAGUGAUGGUGUGAAUGUGUGUGAAAUUGUUGGUUAAUUGUCUGUAAAAAGAGAGCUCCCCUUUGCUGCAAUUACAAGCAUAGCUUUCUCCUUUACCAGACAUCUUGUAAUCUUGUUUUUAUUUGACUUGUAUUUAAAUAAUUUAAUCUAAUAAAAAUCAGUUUUU
Molecule: messenger RNA, 1791 nt
Organism: Erythranthe guttata (spotted monkey flower)
Lineage: Eukaryota; Viridiplantae; Streptophyta; Magnoliopsida; Lamiales; Phrymaceae
Product: thaumatin-like protein 1
Source: RefSeq, a predicted model, not a curated record